UGCCUUGACUGUUAAAAAGAUUAAAUUACCCAUUUAUUCAUCAUAGAAUCGGUUAUGGAAUAAUUUGAGUAAAUUAAAGUCAAAGCAUCGAUUACUCCCAAUGGAAUUCCACCGUCAUAAUCCAUAAAACGAGAGUUGAUUCCGCUAAAGCUUCAACGCCACUGAAUCAAUCAAUCGUACAACUGCGCCCAGUCUUUCAAAGGAGUCGAAUGUUGGAGGUUCAAAGAGUCGACUCCAAUAAUCAAGCGCGUCCUCGGAGAGAGGGCAUGCGGCGAUAACAAUGAGGAGCUGUACAUAGGAUAUCUAAAGAACCACUUGGCUGAGUCUUCUAUGAUUCAGCCACAAUUUACUAUAUCGUAGUAUCACCCAGUUCAAGCAUUGAAUCAUGGCAGACACCAAGCCACCCUCUGACAGGCCUCAGAGGAAGAUGUCCACUACAGGGGAAAGUUUAUACAAGGUGCUGGGACUGGAGAAAGGGGCCACAGCAGAGGACAUUAAAAGAGCCUACAGAAAACUGGCUCUGAAAUACCAUCCAGACAAGAAUCCAGACAACCCUGAAGCUGCAGAAAAGUUCAAAGAAAUCAACAAUGCCAACUCAAUCCUCACUGAUGAGACCAAGUGCAAGAUCUACGAUGAAUACGGUUCCAUGGGGCUCUACGUGUCUGAGCAGUUUGGAGAGGAGAGUGUCAAAUACUAUUUUCUCAUGUCAAAGUGGUAUUUCAAGGCCAUGGUCAUGUGCUGUGCCGUUUUCUCCUGUUGCUGCUGCUGUUGCUGCUGCUGUUUCUGCUGUGGGAAGUGCAAACCACCAGAGGAGGAGAACUACCAGUACGUGGACCCAGAAGACCUGGAGGCCCAGAUCAAAGCAGAGCAGGAUGGUGGAGGUGAAACAAUAAUUAUUGUCCAGCCUAUACCUAGUCCUGGUCCAGAAAUCUGCAGUGAAACUAUACCGGAUGCAAAAUGACUUUGAGGCGGUGAAUUGGAAGAGCUGCAUCAGGGAAGGGAGGCUCAAAUGUCCCUGUUUUGAUCCAGCCCAGUUCCACCAUCAACACCUCAGAGUCCACACAUUUCGCAAGCAGACAGUCCAUGUACAACACCCAGAAAUGAGCCACCCGCCUUGUCCUGGUCCAAGUCAUUACUGAGGGGGUCCUGCUGAUGGACUCUAAGGCCCCUGAUGUAGUGUGCUGACCGCAGGGCAUCAUGGCACCAGGACUAAACUGUGCCACUGAGCCAUACCAUGACUCUGACCCACUGGAAUCGAGUGGCAGUUUGCCAAAAGACAAGGAAGCCUCUGCCAGUCUCACUUCAUCUGUGUCUCCGUUGGUGUGUAUGUCUGUCUGUGCGUAUAUAACUACCCGUUCAUUUUAAAAUAAUAUAGCUAUGAGACUGAUGCCACUAGGCAGUGUUUCAGGUAGGAAGUGAGUUGUACUUUUGGGGUGUUUCUUUUUGGUUCUGGGUAUUUAUUUAUUUAUUUAUUUUAAUGUGUUCGAAGCAUGGACAUGAGUGGAAUGAUCAUGUGAGUGCAUGCAAAGCAAUAACAGCAUGCCACUACUAUACAGCAUAGGACCGUGCAAAAACCCCUCCCACUUAUCUUCAUACAAAUGCACAACAUGGCACCUUUUUUAGUUUGCUUCUUUAGAUGCCAGUGUUUUCCAUUCUCAAGUUAUUCUGCAGUCAUCUGUUACAUUUGCAUUAUAAUGCAUUUC
This is a messenger RNA of Carassius carassius (crucian carp), 1703 nucleotides long. Its product is annotated as dnaJ homolog subfamily C member 5-like. The transcript has 7 exons. The coding region runs from base 386 to 961 and encodes 191 amino acids. The record is from RefSeq and is a predicted model, not a curated record. Lineage: Eukaryota; Metazoa; Chordata; Actinopteri; Cypriniformes; Cyprinidae.